AGAGAGAGGCCGUCGGGUACAGAGUGGGGGUUACCACAGGACACUCGUGUACCGCUGCUGGACCUCAGCUAGUAGCAACAAGCAGCGCUCUUGACUGCCUGGGAUUAUCUCUCUAGCCUUCCUCACCUCUGGAUAUUCUGCUCUUUGCAUAUACAGGGGCAACUUCAAAGUCCCACACCGCUCACAUUUGCAUUAAUGUGUCGGCUCUGGGCUUUUUUUGGUUUUUUACGUAUUUUUGCUUUUAAUGCGUGGACUCUCUGAACCGGAGCGAGCGAAGCACCAACCGACCCGGACCGAUUUACUUUUCGGCUUUGGUUACAUUCAUUGACAGCGUGCGUGGAUUUAAGGACAGAGUGUACUGGCUGUGACAUUACAGAGCACAAUGUCGGUGAAAAAGACUUCACCUGGGUGGCUUCAGGGGCAAGUUGUAUGACACGAUAUAUUUAGCCACUAUUUAUAAAAUAGGAGCUGUGGAUCAGCGGACGCAGGCGGCAGCCUACACUCAGAGGUCACUAUGAAGUAAAACAUGACACACAACUGUGUGACGGUGCGAGAGGCGACUGGAGCGACAGUGUUUCUCUCCCCUGGCUUUUAGUCUUUUCGUCUUUUCAGGGCUUCGAGGUAGCAGCACGGCACUUGGGUUGUUAGCACUUGUAGCAUUUGGACUGUAGCGAUGUUUAAUUUGUGAAGGAAAUGCAAAAGAAUAAAUGAAUAACAUCACAAAAGACGGCAAAGUUUGACUGUUAACUACGUUUGUCCGAAACCUGAAAGGUCACCGGGAAUCCACCUCCUCCUCCUCCUCCUCCUCCUCUGGCUCCUAUCAGUCUGUUAUGAAGAUGUGAACUCUUCCUUCCCUCCGCUCCUCUCUCUCUCAUUGCCGUCCAGGACGCUUUGAUCUCCCCCCUCCCUCUAUUUACCACACAGAGACCACAUCCCGACUCCCGCCUCUCGGAGAUGUACGAAAGCGUGGAUGUUGUGGGUUUAAGCCCAAGUCCCAGCAGCCCAAGCACGGGCUCUUUUCUAAGCAUGGACUACUACCACAGACCCCCGGGGCUCGGGCCGGAGAAGGGACUAUUGUCCGUUGUAGGAGGACUCCAGCGCCCCUUUGGAGGGUCUCUGCUGACCGGCAGGCACUGGAGCGGAUCCAGCCACUCUAUAGAGACUGAGAGCACGAGCUCAGGGGAGGACCUGCUUGUCCCCAGUCCUCCCUCACCUCCUCCACCACCUCGUAUCUACAAACCCUGCUUUGUCUGCCAGGACAAAUCAUCAGGAUACCAUUAUGGAGUCAGCGCCUGCGAAGGCUGCAAGGGUUUCUUUCGGAGGAGCAUCCAGAAGAACAUGGUGUACACGUGCCACCGGGACAAAGUCUGUGUCAUCAACAAAGUGACGAGGAACCGGUGUCAGUCUUGUCGGCUGCAGAAGUGCCUGGAUGUGGGCAUGUCUAAAGAGCUGGUGCGAAAUGACCGAACAAAGAAGAAGAAGGAAGAGAAGAAGCAGCCUGACACAGAGAUCUACGUCCUGUCAGCAGACACGGAGCAGAUGAUCGAACGAGUUCGCCGGGCCCAUCAGGAUACAUUUCCCUCCCUCUGUCAGCUGGGAAAAUACACCACGAGCAACAGCUCCGAGCAUCGCGUGGCUCUGGAUGUGAGUCUCUGGGACAAGUUCAGCGAACUGUCUACCAAAUGCAUUAUUAAGACAGUGGAGUUUGCUAAGCAGCUCCCAGGCUUCACCACCCUAACCAUCGCUGAUCAGAUCACGCUGCUCAAAGCCGCCUGCCUCGACAUACUGAUUCUGAGGAUCUGCACCCGCUACACUCCAGACCAGGACACCAUGACCUUCUCAGAUGGCCUCACCCUCAAUCGUACCCAGAUGCACAACGCCGGGUUCGGACCUCUCACAGACCUGGUGUUUGCCUUUGCCAAUCAGCUGCUCCCACUGGAAAUGGACGAUGCAGAAACAGGGUUACUCAGUGCCAUCUGCCUGCUCUGUGGAGAUCGUCAGGAUCUGGAGGAAUCAGAGAAGGUGGAUAUUCUUCAGGAGCCGAUGCUCGAAGCUUUGAAGCUCUAUGUGAGGAGGAGACGGCCUGACAAACCCUGCAUGUUCCCCAAGAUACUGAUGAAGAUUACUGACCUCAGGAGCAUCAGUGUUAAAGGAGCAGAGCGAGUGAUCACACUGAAAAUGGAGAUCCCUGGCUCCAUGCCUCCUCUCAUCCAGGAGAUGCUGGAGAACUCUGAGGGACUGGAGGGGCACGGAGCAGGGGGAGGAAAAGGAAGAGGAGGAGCCAGGAGGGAGGUGGAAGAAGAAUCGGGAAGCUGCCGUUCGAGUCCGAUGCACAAACCGGUCCAUUUUCCCAGCCCGAGUCCUGCUCCCCGCUCCCCCUCCUCUCCUUCCACUCCCUCCACCUGAGGCUCCACAAUCUGCAAACAGUAAUAGAGGAACUUGAGCAGAGCAUUUUGCUCUGAGAGGGAAUGUUCGAACCCAUGAACUUUCUGGGUUGUUGGUGACCUGCUUGUCAAUGCUGCGUGGACUGCUUGUGUUGACAAAUCAUGGUUCUUGAUGUUAAAUGCAAAAAAGCCAACACAUUUCUUUUUAAUGAUGUAUAAAAAGCUGAUGACAUGGACGGACUGAACAGAAUUCCUCGUAAAUCAGAUUUCCUUCAGUACAAAAAGUCACGUGCUGUAUAGUCGAGAGAAUUAUUGUGUGUAAUAUAGUGUAUAUAACAAAGGCUGUGAAAAAAGAAGAAGCUGAGACUGAGACAGGCUGAUACAAGAGGUUAUUUUCCUAACUGUACAUAUGUAAAUACUGUAUUUUUCCCAGUGCAGCUAACCAGCCUUCACCUCACCAACACAAAUACACUUCACCUCCUCUCCUCUUACCGCUCACAAGGACAAAUAAAAAUCUUAGAUCAUCGUCAUCAACUUUGGAUUAUUUUCAGAUUCAACUCCAGCAACUUAAAGUAGCUUCAACAAACUGUGAAACACAUGAAAUUAGUUUUAUACAAUAGUUACCUGUCUUCCCUGUUGGUGGACAUUUUCAACCAAAGCAGAGUUGAUAGAUGUGUCAUCAGUGACAUCACUAACAUCUAAAGGUUCAAGCUGUGUUUUGAGGCUGCAGUGGUGCCCUUGAAGCAUUGUUAGAACUGAAUUCAUUUUGAGUUCAGUGGUCACCGUAUGUACAGAAUCACCAGUGAGAUUAACUGUUUAGGAGAGUUACCAUGUUUAUGACAAAAUAAAGCUUUAAUUUAAUUUAGUUUUCCCACGUGGAAGUUCUGCUUCUAACACUGUGUUUGCCACUGCAGAAUUCCCCCUAUCUGCAGCUGGAGUCUGUAGCAGCACAUGGAAAUAUGGCAUACAAAAAGCUGCCAAACAAAUGUUCCAUGUAUGUAGGGAGGCCACUCUGUAAAAUUUGCUGGCCCCCCCAGUGGCCGCUCCCCCAGCAAGACCGUGUUAUGUUGGUAAUAAUUCUAAAACAUGUGAGCAUGAGAGAGGAAGUUUAAACAUUAACUCAGGCGCUCCUGGUUUGUAUGCCAAACUUUGUUCAUGGACUUUCUGGAACCUAUCAAAAGAAAAUAAUAUCAUUUGUCCUCUAGAGGGCACUGCAGUAAGUAAAAACACGUUUUUGUCUAUCAGUGCCCAGCUCCCUCACUGCUUUCUGCUCAGUUGUGUUUUUUUAUUGUGUGCACCUCUUGAUGUCAGCGUCUGUUUACACAGUGUUACUGCCUCACUACAACUUCCCUGCUGUCAGGUACAAUUCAUCUCUAUUUCAGUGUUGUCCCCAUUACUGUGUGGUGAGGUAACACUGGAAAGUCUCACAUACAGAGCGUUCAAUAAAGAAGCAUCACUCUCUUAUAAA
Messenger RNA from Oreochromis aureus, 3852 nucleotides. It is a transcript of the gene rarab, whose product is annotated as retinoic acid receptor, alpha b. The coding region runs from base 955 to 2406 and encodes 483 amino acids. The record is from RefSeq and is a predicted model, not a curated record. Gene Ontology annotation, molecular function: nuclear glucocorticoid receptor binding; zinc ion binding; nuclear receptor activity. The transcript has 9 exons. Gene Ontology annotation, biological process: cellular response to corticotropin-releasing hormone stimulus; regulation of transcription by RNA polymerase II; retinoic acid receptor signaling pathway. NCBI's taxonomy places the organism in Eukaryota, Metazoa, Chordata, Actinopteri, Cichliformes, Cichlidae. Gene Ontology annotation, cellular component: transcription regulator complex; nucleus.